UUAUUCUUAUACCAUUACGAAUUGGCCCCGAAUAUAUCCUAAAUAAAGAGUAUCUGUAGAAUUGUUAAAGCUAAUAUAUUUAAUUAGUUAAUUACCAGGAACGUACCGGAUUCUAACCUAGAACUAUUUUUAUAUCCUAUUUGUUUGAGGUUUAUUGAAUGAUGAAUGAAAGUGGAGUUUCAGGAAGCGUUGGUAAAUUAGAUGUACAGAAUAAGGAAGAAGACAAUGGUGAUACAGAAGGAUCAAAACAAAAUAAGGAUACUCAAAUUACUUUUAGCUCAGAGAUCAAUAAAGUGGAUAAAAAAGUUGAGAUCGGUAUUAAUAGUUUAAACCAAGCCGAGGUAAAGGAAGAAGACUCGGUUGUCGUUGUAAAAGCAAAGCCAGUAAGAAAAAUUUUCAAAGCUCCUAUUAGGGUCAAUAAAAUCCCUCAGGAAAUAUUAAAUGACCCAUUAAUUAAAGAAGCCAUGGCCGGAUUGCCCCUCAAUUAUAACUUUGAAAUUCAUAAGACUAUUUGGCGAAUAAGAGAAACCAAAGCAAAAAAAGUUGCUUUACAGAUGCCAGAAGGUUUGCUAUUAUUUGCGCUUCAAAUAUGUGAUAUAAUAGAAAUGUUCACAAAGGCUGACACUAUUAUAAUGGGAGACGUCACUUAUGGUGCCUGUUGCGUAGACGACUGCAGUGCAAAAGCAUUAGGUGUAGAUUUAUUGAUUCACUACGGCCAUUCAUGCUUAAUUCCAAUUGAUAGAACAAGCGGCAUUAAAUUAUUAUAUAUUUUCGUCGACAUCAAAAUCGAUACAGUUCAUUGUAUCGAAACAAUAAAAUUAAAUUUUCCUCCUACAACUCGAUUGGGUCUAGUUAGUACGAUUCAAUUUGCCAGUACUUUACAGCCUGUCGCAACUGAGUUGAGAAAGGAUGGAUAUAGUGUCACGAUUCCCCAAAGUAAACCACUUAGUCCUGGAGAGAUUUUGGGCUGUACUGCUCCUCAAAUAAAAGAUAUCGACGUUCUUGUAUACGUUGGAGAUGGUAGAUUUCACUUAGAAGCAGCUAUGAUUUCAAAUCCUCAUUUGGCUGCUUAUCGUUACGACCCUUAUGAGAAGAAAAUAACAAUAGAAAAGUAUAAUCAUGAACAAAUGUUAAAAAACAGAAAAAAUGCAAUCCUGAAAGCGAAAGAUGCGAAAAUAUUUGGACUUAUAUUUGGAACUCUUGGAAGACAAGGAAGUCCGACUGUUUUAAAGAAUAUAGAGAAUAGAUUAAAAUUAUUGAACAAACAAUACAUUACCAUUUUAGCUUCUGAAAUUACCCCUGAAAGAUUAAAACUUUUUAUUGGCAUAGAUGCAUUCAUACAAAUCGCAUGUCCAAGAUUGAGUAUAGAUUGGGGUACGCAGUUUGAAAAGCCACUCUUAACACCUUACGAAGCAGCAGUGGCAUUACAAAUGACAGAAUUAGAUGAACAUAAACCUUACCCUAUGGAUUAUUAUGCUAAUAUAAGCUUAGGUCCAUGGACUCCAAAUCAUAAACCUAGUGAAAUACAGAAACAAAAUGAAUUUUGUUGCGGCAAGUGCAAGGAUGAAGACAAUCUCGAUAGACCAUGUAAAUAAUAUAGAAUGUAACUUAUUUAAGUAUAAAAACGUUUAUAAAAUUUUGUAUAUA
Messenger RNA from Ceratosolen solmsi marchali, 1647 nucleotides. It is a transcript of the gene Dph1, whose product is annotated as diphthamide biosynthesis 1. Gene Ontology annotation, molecular function: 2-(3-amino-3-carboxypropyl)histidine synthase activity. Gene Ontology annotation, biological process: protein histidyl modification to diphthamide. The coding region runs from base 159 to 1595 and encodes 478 amino acids. The record is from RefSeq and is a predicted model, not a curated record. Lineage: Eukaryota; Metazoa; Arthropoda; Insecta; Hymenoptera; Agaonidae. The transcript has 4 exons.